AUGGCUACUGCUACAGAUGCUCUAUCCGUCCAACACUUGAUCAGUCCAGCCUCACUGCCCGCCAAUGACAAAGGUUUGUCCGUGGUUUCCUACAAUGUCUUGCUUCCCAACAGCAGCGAUGGUUGGUGGAACUACAAAAUGUACAAUCCGCCGUUGGAACAACAAGAUUUGUCGAAUUGGGACUAUCGUCGUCAGUUGCUGCAAGAACGAUUGCGGACCAUCAAUGCCGAUGUGAUUUGUUUGCAAGAAAUUGCUCCCGACAGUUUUGAAGAGGACUUUGCCUUUAUGAAGGAGGAACUAGGCUACGAUGGCGUGGAAUUGUACAAGAAAAAAGGACGCUUUCGACCCGCCACCUUUUGGAAGACGAGUCAUUGUCAAUUGGCCGGUCCAGCUGUGCACAAGGAUCGAGCCAUUAUCACGGCAUUUACAACAGUCAAUGGCGAUGACAAAUCCUGUUGGUACGUUGUCAAUUGUCAUCUCCAAGCGGGAAAACAAGGACCGCGACGACUCCGGCAAAUGAAUGAAGCCGUCAGAGGCGCCAUGACGUUGAGUCGCAAACUCAAACAACCCACACCCGAACAAUCCAUUCGUCUCAUUGUUUGUGGCGAUAUGAAUGGAGGACCCGAAUGUGGUGCCGUACGGUUCCUCGAAGAUGGAUUCAUUGAUGAAACCUUUCGAGAAGACAAUGAACCCGUAUCCUCGGGGCGCAAAGAGUUGCCGUUAGCGGAACCCAUGAAGGAUGCCACGGCUGCCGUUGUCACACGGCAUCCUCCUCCCACCAUGGUUGUGGCCGAGCUCAUGCAAUCCCUGAUGGAAGAAGCCACGUACGAUACGCCCACUUUUUCCCAGGACAUGAAGGAUCGCUUGGCACGCAUCUACAAACGGUUGGCGUCGUCCGACAAAAACACCUUGACACGACAAGAUGUCGAGCAGUGGUUGGUCCAAAUCAAUGGCCGACUUGGACGAGGAGAUGAAUACAGGAAUGCCGCACUGGAAAUGGGAUGGACCGAUCCGGAGGCUACUGCUGCUGGUGAAGUAGUGCCGUGGGAAGAACAAAAGAAACGGAUAAAGCUCCCCUCGGAGGACACGGCCACGCUGUCCUUGGAAGGAUUCAUCAAUGUUUACCAAAAGGAACUCAAGGGAGGCAAAUUUUGGGGUAUUGCACAUGACAUGGCCGUGCUGGGCGAUCCCUUGCCCGAUUGUGGACUCUUUACAGCACGCUACGAUCGCAUCUAUUGCAGUGCCGCAUUGCAACCCACGGCCGUCUUGGACACGUUGGCCGACAAACCGUGUCCCAAUGAACAAGAACCGUCCGAUCAUUUGCCAGUGGCUGUUGCGUUUCAAGCAGUAUAG
Seminavis robusta is the source of this 1353-nucleotide messenger RNA. The record is from the annotation of a GenBank genome assembly. NCBI's taxonomy places the organism in Eukaryota, Bacillariophyta, Bacillariophyceae, Naviculales, Naviculaceae.